This is a messenger RNA of Pestalotiopsis fici W106-1, 783 nucleotides long. RefSeq lists its product as uncharacterized. The transcript has 2 exons. The record is from RefSeq and is a predicted model, not a curated record. Lineage: Eukaryota; Fungi; Ascomycota; Sordariomycetes; Amphisphaeriales; Sporocadaceae. Gene Ontology annotation, cellular component: mitochondrion. Bases 1 to 783 code for a protein of 260 amino acids.
AUGUUGAAAAGUUCGGUCAGGGACUAUGUAGCCCUCUUUGGGCGAACCGGCAACGCCAUGUGGUGGCAGAACGCGCAGCCGGUAGGGAGAGCAAUCUGGGCACGGAAUCUGUCGACCCAUACGCAGAGUCUGGUCAGGACAGCAGGCUCGAGACAACUAGCAUCGCUACGCCCUCAGAUUGCGAGGAAUCUGCCAAAAGCCCGAACCAGUCCCCUGCGGAGCUCGAGGCGCAAUUUUCACAACACAUCUCGCCUGCGAGACGCCAAGAAUGCGGCAAAGGAAUCGAGUACAAAGGAGGCAGAGCCCCAGGGACUGUCUGCAAGAUUGAAGAAACUUUCCCGCGAGUAUGGGUGGACGGCCGUGGGAGUAUAUCUCGCUCUCAGCGUUCUCGACUUUCCAUUCUGCUUCUUAUUGGUACGCAUCGUGGGAACAGACAGGAUAGGGGAGAUUGAGCAUUGGAUCGUCUCCAAUGUCAAAAAGUUGAUCCCGAAUUCGGUGCAGGAGAGGUGGACCGCAUAUCGUAAAGCUCUCAAGGACAAUGAGCAGGAGACCUUUGGCAACAAUAAUAUCAGCGAACAUGCCGAGAUGGCGGGCUGGGGCGUCGAGGAAGCCCAAGCUCGGAAUCGAGCGGAAGCCAGCCUGGGAACGCAACUAGCGCUGGCAUACGCUAUACACAAGAGUUUCAUCUUCAUCCGGGUGCCCCUAACAGCGGCCAUAUUGCCCAAGGUUGUCAAAGUCUUGCGAUCCUGGGGUUGGAACAUUGGCAAGAAGGCCAAGCCGUGA